Messenger RNA from Linum trigynum, 255 nucleotides. The record is from the annotation of a GenBank genome assembly. Lineage: Eukaryota; Viridiplantae; Streptophyta; Magnoliopsida; Malpighiales; Linaceae.
AUGCUGGCUGAGGCCCUGGGGCUCUCAGGAGGAGGCGGCGGCGGCGCGACCAGAGGCGCGGGCUCGUCGGCGGUUGCCGCGGCGGGCGGAGCCGACCAGGGCGGCGCGCUCGGCGGCGAGGGGGCGGCAAUAGGAGCCGCGGGAAGUGGAGGGGGCGCAGGGGGCGGCGACAGCAGGCCACCGCGCGGCGCGCGAGGCGCCCGAGAAGGCGCCGGCGGUGACGGCCCGGGGCGCUACGCGAGAGGCGGCGACUGA